AUGUCAGAACUACGAUAUGAUGGACAGGUGGUGGUCGUAACAGGUGCAGGCGGUGGCUUAGGGAAACAAUAUGCUUUAUUCUUCGCUUCUCGAGGAGCAAGUGUUGUUGUCAACGACCUGGGAGGUGGUUUGAAGGGAGGAGGAAACUCCUCAAGGAAGACAGCAGAUAUUGUUGUUGACGAGAUCAAAGCCGCAGGCGGAAAGGCUGUAGCCAACUACGACAGCGUCACCAACGGCGACAAGAUCAUCGAAACCGCCAUCCAGAACUAUGGCCGUAUCGAUAUCCUCCUCAAUAAUGCUGGUAUCCUACGGGAUGUCAGCUUUAAGAACAUGAAAGACCAGGACUGGGAUCUAAUUAUGGAUGUCCAUGUCAAAGGAUCAUACAAGUGUGCUAGAGCUGCAUGGCCUCAUUUCAGAAAGCAGAAGUUUGGAAGAGUUGUCAACACUGCUUCUGCUGCUGGUUUGUUUGGAAGCUUUGGACAGGCCAAUUACUCGGCGGCUAAGUUGGCUAUGGUUGGUUUCACUGAGACCUUGGCAAAGGAGGGAGCAAAGUAUAACAUCCAUGCCAAUGUUAUUGCCCCCAUUGCUGCCAGCAGAAUGACAGAAACCGUCAUGCCACCCGACAUUCUCGCAGCCCUCAAGCCUGACUGGAUCGUCCCACUAGUUGCGGUUCUCGUACACAAGGACUCCGAGGAGAAUGGGGCCAUCUUUGAAGCCGGAGGUGGACACAUUGCUAAGCUUAGAUGGGAGCGUUCUAGUGGUCUCCUUCUAAAGGCGGAUGAUUCAUAUACCCCAGGUGCUAUCUUGAAGAAGUGGGAUUCAGUCAGCGACUUCAAAACCCCAGAAUAUCCGACUGGUGUUGCUGAUUUCAUGGGAUUGCUUGAGAAAUCUAUGGAGAUGGGCCCAAAUGACAAAGGCGAGACUCUUGAUUUCACGGGCAAGGUGGCUUUGGUCACAGGGGGUGGCGCGGGUAUUGGCCGUGUCUACUGCUUGGCAUUUGCCAAAUACGGCGCUUCAGUUGUCGUUAAUGAUCUUAUGAACCCAGAUGAUGUAGUCCAAGAAAUCCAAAAGGCUGGCGGCAAAGCUGUUGGUGUCAAGGCAUCUGCUGAGGAUGGAGACGCAGUUGUCAAGGCUGCAAUUGAUGCAUAUGGACGAAUCGACAUUAUCGUCAAUAACGCCGGUAUACUCCGAGAUAAGGCUUUCAGCAACAUGGACGACAAGCAGUGGGACCAAGUCCUCUCUGUUCACUUGAGAGGUACAUACAAGAUCACCAAGGCAGCGUGGCCAUAUUUCCUCAAGCAGAAGUACGGACGUAUCGUAAACACUACAUCAACUAGUGGCAUUUAUGGUAACUUCGGUCAAGCCAAUUAUGCUGCAGCUAAAUGCGGUAUCCUUGGGUUCUCCCGAGCUAUUGCACGUGAGGGUGCGAAGUAUAACAUUUAUGUCAACACCAUCGCACCUAACGCUGGUACCGCCAUGACAAGAACUAUUAUGCCCGAAGAAAUGGUACAAGCAUUCAAGCCCGACUACAUAGCGCCUUUGGUCGUCGCAUUGUCUUCUGACAAAGUCCCCAAACCAGCAACUGGCGGACUCUUCGAAGUCGGUAGUGGAUGGGUUGGACAAACAAGGUGGCAACGAUCUGGCGGCCACGGAUUCCCGGUCGAUGUAAAACUGACUCCCGAGGAAGUUGCGAAGAACUGGAAGCGUAUCACCAACUUUGAUGAUGGACGAGCAGAUCAUCCUGAAGAUCCCCAGGAGGGAUUGAAGAGCAUCAUGGCGAACAUACAAAAUAAGGCGGGUGAUGCGAGCAAGAAAAGUGAUGGCGGCGAAGUGAAUGAAGAAAUUUUGGCCAACAUCGAGAAAGCCAAGAAAGUAGAAGCAAAAGGCACGGAAUACAAAUACGAAGAGAGAGAUGCUAUUCUCUACAACUUGGGAAUUGGAGCCAAGAAAACGGAUUUGCCUUACGUCUUCGAGGGAGAUGAAAACUUCCAAGCCCUCCCUACCUUCGGGGUCAUCCCCCAAUUCUCCGCCGAAACCCCCUACAGCAUCGACGAAGUCGUGCCAAACUUCUCUCCCAUGACCCUCCUGCAUGGCGAACAAUAUCUUGAAAUACUCUCCUACCCGAUCCCCACAUCCGGGACCCUCGUCUCAUACCCCAAGCUCCUAGAAGUGGUCGACAAGGGUUCAGCCGCAGUACUAAAAUCAGGCGUCACAACGAUCAACAAAGCAAACGGCAAGCCUGUAUUCUACAACGAAAGCACGGUUUUCCUUCGCGGCUCAGGCGGAUUCGGAGGCGUCAAGAAGCCACUUGACAGAGGUGCUAGCACCGCAUCCAACACCCCGCCCAAACGCGCGCCAGACGUCGUAGUAGAAGAAAAGACUACACCCGAACAAGCAGUCCUGUACCGACUAUCCGGCGACUACAACCCCCUUCACGUCGAUCCGGCGUUCGCGAAGAUGGGCGGUUUCAAGGUACCGAUCCUGCACGGCCUCUGCUUCUUCGGCAUCGCUGGAAAGGCGGUCUAUCAGCAGUUUGGACAGUUUAAGAAUAUUAAGGUGCGGUUUGCGGGCACGGUGUUGCCGGGCGAGACGCUGGUUACGGAGAUGUGGAAGGUGGAGGGAAAUAAGGUUAUCUUUCAGGUGAAGGUUAAGGAGACGGGGAAGCUGGCUAUCUCAGGAGCGGCGGUUGAGUUGGUUGAUGCGGGGAAUGCGAAGUUGUGA
This is a messenger RNA of Lachnellula hyalina, 2721 nucleotides long. It is a transcript of the gene fox-2, whose product is annotated as Peroxisomal hydratase-dehydrogenase-epimerase. The transcript is spliced from 7 exons. Lineage: Eukaryota; Fungi; Ascomycota; Leotiomycetes; Helotiales; Lachnaceae. The record is from RefSeq and is a predicted model, not a curated record. The coding region runs from base 1 to 2721 and encodes 906 amino acids. Gene Ontology annotation, molecular function: oxidoreductase activity.